AUGGACUACAUCAACAUGGCCGCUAAGGCCCUUCAAGCUACCCAGGAUCCUGUCGCAACCGAGCAAGAAAGAGCACUGCGCGACGCAAACGACUUCGAUGCUUGGGAGGCCGUCAUGCCUGCGCUUACAUCCCGCUUCGACAGCAGCCUCGCCGACCGGCUGUCGUCCUAUCUCGGCCGUCGUAAUCCUUUCUACCGCGAAGUCGACCCCAAGAAGCACUCCGUCUGGAUUUUCGACAACACCGCCUACCGUCCCUCCGACAACCCCAAAGCAUGGCAAGCCGAGUUCGUAGCCGCCUACUUCGUCAAAGGUAGUGGGCGGGACCUCAGCGCCGUCGCCGCCGACAUCGCCGAGAAGAUCGGACUCGGUAGCGGCGACGCGGCUGAAGCUCUCAUAGCCGAGCGGCUGCGCCCGUUCGUGGACCAGAUCCUGCCCGCCCACAGCGUGGACAUCGACAUCGGCGACAAGCAGAUGAAGCGACUCGGCCCCAGCGGCCGCGAUGGCAUCAGCUCCGACGUCGUCCGGCUAAACAGCCUCUUCCCAUCCGGCAGCAUCAUCACGACUUCCACUCCCGCUCUCGCGCCCGAGACCCCAGCGCCCGUCACCAUCUUCGCCGAGCCGGAGGGCUGGGCCGUCAUCUCGGACGUCGACGACACGAUCAAGAAGACGCUUACCUCGAGCCCGCUGGGCAUCCUCAAGACGACCUUCGCCGAAGAGCCGGAGCCCAUCGCCGGCAUGCCAGAGCUAUACCGCUACCUCAAGAACUUCCUGCAGAACCCGCCCUUUUUCUACCUCUCCGCCUCGCCGUAUAACCUGUACCCCUUCCUGCGCCGCUUCCGCCAAGACUACUACCCGCCCGGCACCUUGAUCCUGCGCGAAGCCUCGUGGAUGAAUCUCGCCGGCUUCCUGAGCUCCCUUACGCGCGGCACGGAGGCGUACAAAGUCGACCGGCUGCAGAAAAUCAACGGCUGGUUCCCGCAGCGAAAGAUGAUCUGUAUCGGGGACAGCACGCAGACGGAUCCAGAGUCGUAUGCUGAGGCGUAUAGGCGGUUUCCGGGCUGGAUCAAGGGGAUUUAUAUCAGGAAGGUCGAGGGGGUUAGUGAGAUUGCUGUGGAUGGGGAGAAGAAGAACAGUGAUGAGCGAUUUGAGAAGGCGUUUAGGGAUGUGCCGAGGGGGGUGUGGCAUGUAUUUGAGGAUCCUCAGGAGUUGUACGCGAAGGUUGAGGGGUUGGUGAAGACGGUUAACGGGAAGUGA
Coniosporium apollinis CBS 100218 is the source of this 1254-nucleotide messenger RNA. RefSeq lists its product as uncharacterized. The transcript has a single exon. The record is from RefSeq and is a predicted model, not a curated record. NCBI's taxonomy places the organism in Eukaryota, Fungi, Ascomycota, Dothideomycetes. The coding region runs from base 1 to 1254 and encodes 417 amino acids. Gene Ontology annotation, cellular component: actin cortical patch. Gene Ontology annotation, molecular function: phosphatidate phosphatase activity.